This is a messenger RNA of Microbotryum saponariae, 276 nucleotides long. The record is from the annotation of a GenBank genome assembly. Lineage: Eukaryota; Fungi; Basidiomycota; Microbotryomycetes; Microbotryales; Microbotryaceae.
AUGUACACGGGCUCCCUGGCGGACUCGGUUCAACAGGAAGCCUCCCUCGCCGUUAUCCUGUUGAUGGUGACGGUGAUUGCGUGGCUCUUGGGCCAAGCUGGUGCGGGGCAACCACCCUCUCUUGCCGUCAGGGUCGUCAUUAUCGUCUUCCUCCCAAUCCUCGUCUCACUCGGCUUUGACUUUGGCCCCGUCCUGCAGCGUCUUUACCCGUUCCUCGUCCUCUCGUUCCAACUUCAUCCUGUCCUCGACGUCCUUGAUCUGAACCAGGAACCUUAG